AUGGUCUCCUUCACCCAAGCCCUCCUCGUGGCCAGCAGCGUGGCCAGCACCGCCCUGGCGAUGCCCUCGCACAUGCACGCGAACCGGCACACCGCCGGCGUCAACCACCCGCACGUCACGCUCGAGCACCGGAGCAUCAACUCGACCUCCGGCAAACGCGGCGCGGCCUACAACAGCGCCAGCACGGUGACGACGCUGGCCAACAGCGGCGCGGUGACCUGGGGCUACGACUGGAACAUGUACAGCGACGGCCACCUGCCGGCGCAGGUGGAGUACGUGCCGAUGCUGUGGGGCAGCAAGAUGUUCGGGACGUGGUUCACGGCCAUCGAGACGGCGCUGAACAGCGGCAGCAAGUACAUCCUGGGGUUCAACGAGCCCGACAACAGCGGCCAGGCCGCCAUGUCCUCGGCCGCGGCCGUGUCCGCCUACCAGCACUACAUCACCCCCUUCAAGGGGAAGGCCCACCUCGUGACGCCCGCCGUCACCAACGGCGUCGGCGCCGACACGGGCCUCGCCUGGGCCGAGAACUUCCUGUCGGGUUGCGGCGGCAGCUGCGGCGUGAGCGUGCUCGCCGUGCACUGGUACGGCGACUCCGCCGCCGACUUCAAGACCUUCGUCGGCCAGGCGGUGGCGCUGGCCGAGCAGUACGGCCUCCAGGAGACCUGGGUCACCGAGUUCGCCCUCAACAGCGCCGUCAGCGCCGGCCAGGGCACCCAGGAGGCUGCUGCCUUCCUCGAGGAGGUCGUCCCCUGGCUCGAUGCCCAGAGUGGCGUCGGCCGCUACGCGUAUUUCAUGUGCGCCGAGGGCUACCUGCUGAAUGGGGACGGGUUGAGUGCCUCCGGCAAGGCGUAUAUUGCUUGA
Messenger RNA from Aspergillus japonicus CBS 114.51, 861 nucleotides. Its product is annotated as glycoside hydrolase family 128 protein. Gene Ontology annotation, cellular component: fungal-type cell wall. The transcript has a single exon. Bases 1 to 861 code for a protein of 286 amino acids. Gene Ontology annotation, biological process: fungal-type cell wall polysaccharide metabolic process. The record is from RefSeq and is a predicted model, not a curated record. Lineage: Eukaryota; Fungi; Ascomycota; Eurotiomycetes; Eurotiales; Aspergillaceae.